AAGCUGCUGCUACGAGCAAGGCUACACAGGCAGUAUGGCGGAGGAGGGCAGUGUGUACGAUUUAGAGGGGCUAGAAAAACAAUUAGAGAGUUUGUUGGGCCGCUAUUCAACUGAUGAAUUGCGGGCCGAUAGUAAGCCUUUCUGCUCCGACUUUUGCAAGCUGGUGGAGCAGCAAGCCUCUGGCUGGCAGGUGCCACUGCCUCAGCUCAGGAUCCUUGAGAAAGCUCUCCACUACUUCGCCCGAGCCUCCACCUUCUUCACGUCAAACUGUGAUCAUGUUCUCCACACACUCAGCAGUCUGGCUUUGAGUAUCUUUGAGUUGCUGCUGUUCUUUGACCAGAAGGACUUCCAUCAGGAGCCACUGAAACACUUCACUGUUACGUUCCAGGAAUGUCACUUGUCCCUUGCAAAGCAUCAGAAUGUACACUUACUUCAGGUGGAGCGAUCGAUUCGGAGCGGCGGGCCUUGGGCCGGCCCGGCUUUACAGGCAAUCCUCAGUGAGUCCAGCUUACCUCAGAGUGAAGUGGAUGUGUGCGUCAGCUCGGAGCUGCCGGUGUUCUUCGAGCUCCGGGUGCGUUACCUCUUAUCCUGUGAGCGGGUCAGUGAAGCGAUGGCGCUGGCUAAGUGCUGUUCUCGGAAUCCCACGGCAGGACAACACCUGUUCUUCCUCCAGGUCUACCUCACGUGGCUGUUCAAAACCUCACAGCAUGACCGCCUACAUAAAGAGGUGGCUGAAUUUAACGGUAAAGAUGCAAUUCACAUCAUCUGCAGUUUAGAGUGUGAGGAAAAGGAUGAGGUGCUCCUCGCUCUCAGCAGGGUCUUUCUUUCCCAGCAGCUACGCAGAGGAGACAUGUACUAUAUGUGUGAUCUCGUCUUCGUGUGGAGUAAACUUCAUAACCGGUUGAACACAUCUAAGCAGGCUCUACUGGAGGAGAGUCAUCAGCUGCUGUUGUCUGCCACCAAUGUCAACUCGAUCUUCCCGUUCAUCAGAGCCGUACUGCAAGAGCUGGGUGAAGAUGGUAUCCAGUUCUGCGUGGAGCUUUGUGCUAACGCGCUGGGUUCUUGCCGCCCCUGCGAUGUCAAAACAAAGUCCCUCAUCUACAAGACCAUCGCUGGCCUGCUUCCCAAUGACCUGGAGGUUUCCCGGGCCUGUGCUCUUCUCGUCUUCUUCCUCGAACGCACCGUUGACACCUACAAGAUGGUGUACCUCCUUUACAUGCAUCCUGAUCAGGAGUACCACGUGGAGUUCAGCCCCAUCAGAAACCACAUUCGCUUUGAAACCCUGCAGGUCUUGAAGAAGGACCUGUAUUUUGACCCAGAGUUUUGGAACCUCAUUGCUCUGCGGUCCAACUGUCUGAAGCUGCUGAGCGACAAGGUGGUUAGCAGCGCCCUCGAAGAAAUCAUGGAGGACAAAUGGAUCCUGAGCUAUUGCACCAAAGAACCUGCUUCUCGGUCACGGAAAUCAGCAUGUCAGAAAGGAAGUAAGGGGGCAGGAGCCAAAAAGCGGCACCACAAAGAGGAUACUGACACUGCAUCGAAGAGAUUAAAGGGCCCAGGCAAAACACGGCUAAAUGACCACACUGUAAAGAAGAAGGGGAACCAAGGGUUGCCAGCAUCGGAGCCUUUGAGACGUUCCUUUUGGCAGCUAGACAGACUGCAGGACAAUGUAGCCGCAGAGUAUGGAGAACUUAGACGGACUACGCGGCUCUCAGAGAAGAACCCACCAAAACGGAGGAUUAGAAAACCCAAGUGGCUUCUGGAAGACUCAGGAACACCCGGAGGAAAAGAUGUUCCUCCUAGGAUUAAAAAGCAUGGGUUGAAACAUCAAAAGCACUCCGUCGUUAGGAGGACUGAAACUGGUGACCUCAAGAACAAUUCAAAACACAAACCCUCUCAUUUAACGGCCAGGGAAAACAAAAGAAAGCAGCAGAAAAGGUUACCGUUGGACUCCGUUAAAGCAGCCGCUGCUCCACAAGUAGUUCUGGAGCUUUCGCUUCCAGACAACGAGCUGAUGGGAACUUUCACUGAGGACUCUUGCAACAGACAGAGAGGUAUCCCUCAAGUGCUUUUCUACAGAUCUACGAUGAAGGUUCCUAUUUCGUCGCAGCCUGUGAAGACUGUACACGGCAAAGAGGUGGUUCUCAGAGCACGGGAUCCAGCCAUGUUGCUGCAGCAGUUGCACUGUUACGCUCGGCGGCAGAAAGGAAAGGGCAACGUGGUGAAUAUUCAAGGCUCGGUGUCCACCAUCACGCGCUCCUCUGUACAUGGAAGUCCUCCGAAAGAGCCGCAGAGGGAGCCUGCUGCUGACGUUAAAGCUGAAAAUGACUUACUGACACCGGCACAAGCUGCAAAAUCCCCGGUGUCAGAAAAAGUCCAUCAAGCUCAAACUUCAAAAGCGGUCCCACAAAAGUUAUUCUCAGGAAGAGAACCCCCCAAAAAGUCUGCUGCUGAGAUGAAAGUCAACAAUGUUUCUACAGCAGCAAAGACUGAAAUCACAGAAGUCCCAAUGUUGGAUAAGGUCCUGCAAGCUCAAACUAUAUCGAAAGAGCUCUGUGAAGAGUCUGCAGUCGAGAUGAAAGUCACGAUAGCAUCAACGGCGGCUGAAGUGACGCCACCUUUAGGUUUGGAUAAAGGCUGUAAGGCUGAAAAUAUAAAAGACGCUUCCAAAACAACUUGGCCUGAGGUCCCGCAGGCCAGAAUUACGGAUAAAAUCCCUGCAGUCUCAAAUGCAUCCAUGGUUUCAAUCAUUGGAGCUGCUCCCUCAGAGUCCCAAGAAGUGAAACCAGAGCUGAAGUUACUCUCUUCUCAGACGGAAACCAGCAAAAAUCCAGAGGCCCAAGCUGACACCACAGAGAUGCUCCCCGCUGUCGUCAACAACGUUUCUGUUGUUGAUAUUGCAGGUGUUUCUCUCUCAGAAGCACCUGUGCCGAGUGAAAAUGACACACAGGGAGGAUCAACGGUCACGCCUGCUGAUAAGGACAGUGUAAAGGACAUCUCUGCCCUGACGUUAGUAACAGAAGUGCUCACUGAACUUGCACCUGAGGCCCUCGCUCAAGAUCUGGAGAAUCACAAACAACCAGCUCCACAGGACGACUCCUCUACGGGGUUGGUGAUAAAAAGGAAGUCUAAAGUCCUCAUAGGGUCCACAAAAACUCCAGCGGCUCUGACUUGA
This is a messenger RNA of Eleginops maclovinus (Patagonian blennie), 3172 nucleotides long. RefSeq lists its product as uncharacterized. The coding region runs from base 35 to 3172 and encodes 1045 amino acids. Gene Ontology annotation, molecular function: DNA-binding transcription factor activity, RNA polymerase II-specific; DNA binding. The record is from RefSeq and is a predicted model, not a curated record. Gene Ontology annotation, cellular component: nucleus. The transcript has 9 exons. Gene Ontology annotation, biological process: regulation of transcription by RNA polymerase II. NCBI's taxonomy places the organism in Eukaryota, Metazoa, Chordata, Actinopteri, Perciformes, Eleginopidae.